Messenger RNA from Naegleria fowleri, 2415 nucleotides. RefSeq lists its product as uncharacterized. The record is from RefSeq and is a predicted model, not a curated record. The transcript has a single exon. The coding region runs from base 1 to 2415 and encodes 804 amino acids. Gene Ontology annotation, biological process: IRE1-mediated unfolded protein response; protein phosphorylation; intrinsic apoptotic signaling pathway in response to endoplasmic reticulum stress. Gene Ontology annotation, cellular component: IRE1-TRAF2-ASK1 complex. Gene Ontology annotation, molecular function: protein serine/threonine kinase activity; ATP binding; RNA endonuclease activity. NCBI's taxonomy places the organism in Eukaryota, Heterolobosea, Eutetramitea, Acrasida, Naegleriidae.
AUGCCUCCACAAAAUUUGAUACAUCAUCAUUUAACAAAUCCUUUUGGGUUAAGUUCUUCCAUCGACACAUCAUCCAUACGACUCCAGAGACUUUCUGGAGAGAUACCUCCUCGGUUAAGUUUAAACAUUUCCACCAGAGUGAUCAUCCUUUUAAUUUUCCUUUCAAUUUUGACUUUCCUUUGUACAUAUGUGCCGACAGAAAUGUCAUUCAAUGACGACUCCACUUUCAUGUUUGUGAAAGGAGAAAAAACAAACGAACAAUUAGCAACCAACUUGACAACACGACAAAUAACCACUUCAAGAGUUAAAAAACCUUCAAAGAGAGAGACAUCUAAUAAUUUAUCACUUGUUUACAAGAAUGACUACUUGUCACAACAUCGGUUUACUUAUCUUGUCACAACACUGAAUGGCCAUGUUCAUGCAAUUGAUCAGUUCAACCUUCAAACUCUUUGGGUGGCAGACAAAGUUGGAGGGCCAUUGAUACGUACUUCCAAACAGUACAGCGAGAUCCAAGUCAUACCAUCAAUUAAUGGAAAUCUCUAUUUAUACAAGCAAGGAGAAGGUAUCCAAAGACUUCCAAUGUCAGUGAAUGAGCUUGUAAACAAAAGCCCGUUUUAUGGAAAUGACGGAACUCUCUAUGUCAGUUCAAAAACAAGUGACGUUUUUCUUAUUAAUAUCCAUACAGGAGAAAUUGUGGAAGAUUCAAAAGCUGAUUAUCUUGAUAUUAUAACGCUUGUCAGAGUGAACUACAAUGUCAUGUCAUUGGAUGCUCAUGACAAUUCCCUGAUUAAGUGGAAUUUUACAUACUCUGAAAUUUAUCCUUUAUAUCAAGAAAGAGUGGAAGACAAAAUGGGAGCUCUUUCAACAGUUGACAAUCAUUUAUAUUUAUUCAAACGUAAAUCGAGCAGAAAUAUUGCUGGUACCAUUGGUCAAGCUGUCUCUCUUGCCUUUGAAUCUCAACCAAUGUCUGUUUAUCGUCAGCUAAAUGUUGCUCACAGAAUUACUUCAAGCCCUCAAUCUGAUAAGUAUAGAGACGAGUUUGUGUUCAGUAGGAUUAUCAUGCCUAUACAGGAGCUGUCAAUAUCCAUCCUAACACAACAGAAUGAACAAACGAUCCAUAUCAAGCACAACAAGUUAAUAGAUUCGUUCUAUGCAUUAGAACUUCCAAAAAAUUUGCCACUAGUAAUUGUAUCUGACAAGAAAAGCCUAUCUCUUCAAAGCAAUGACGAUGUUUUAACAUUGCCUUCCAUAGAUGUUCAAGAACCUCCAAGAACAACCACUCUCAACAACAAACUUGCUAACAAUGACAAUCAACUGUUGAUUGAUAAUAAGGUGUGGAACACCAACGAUAUAAUGAAUGACAAGAAGAAUAAUAAUUCUCAUGACCAAGCAGUUGAGAAUUAUACUCUAAUUGUGGAAAACCAAGAUGACAUUCAUCCAAAUAUUGUUCAAAAAGAUGAUCAAUAUUACUACAUAUUGAGUGAGGACGAAGAAAGUGGUGCUCAGUUCGAUCAGAAUUGGCAUGAAAAGUUUACUGUAGCUUUUAUUAGCGCUAGCUUGAUUGCUGUUCUCUCCUUAACUACCAUUGCAAUAGUGAUUUUCAUAAAACAACGUGAAGAACGAAGAAAAAAGAGAAAGGAGAGAGCUUCUGAGGAGGCAAAAGAGGCUUCUGAAAAAGCGUUAGAUUCUUCAGAUACUAAUGAAAAUUCAACAGGCACAACUAGUUCUUCUUCCUCAGGAGCAAUGCCUGUAGCUAGCAACAUCAAUAGUUCCGAAUAUACCAUUGGAAACAUUACACUUUUCUAUAAUGAAAUUCUUGGAUAUGGAAGCAAUGGUACAAUAGUAUAUAAUGGAGUACUGAAAUACAAGAUUAAUGAUUCAUAUAUUGUCAGAAAGGUGGCCGUGAAGAGAAUGUUGAAGGACUUUGUUAAAUUUGCUCAAAAAGAAAUUUCGCUUCUCAUCGAGAGUGAUAGCCACACCAACAUAUUGAGAUAUUACGCACAGGAAGAGGAUGAACAAUUUAUAUACUUGGCUUUAGAACUGUGCAAUGGAGGAACACUGGAACAAUACUUACAGCAACAUCCUGACUUGAGUUAUCCUGAAAGACAAAGAAUACUUAAACAACUUGUGAUGGCUAUUGACCACAUUCAUCAACUGGGUAUUGUUCAUAGAGAUUUGAAACCUGCUAACAUUUUGUUAGAUGAGGAAGGAAAUGUUAAACUAAGUGACAUGGGCCUUGGAAAGCGAUUGGAACAAUAUCAAAGCUCAUUUUAUGAGUUGUCUAGUAUCAUUAAUACACGCCAUGGAAAUAGCGGAAGUAGUAGUAGCGAAGGAACUGGAGAUGAUGGCCAUGCCACUGGAGGAAAAAAACAAGAAUGCUGCCAUUGUUGGAACUAUUGGUUGGCAAGCCCCUGA